Messenger RNA from Amphibalanus amphitrite, 2012 nucleotides. RefSeq lists its product as uncharacterized. Gene Ontology annotation, cellular component: mitochondrial outer membrane. The transcript has 2 exons. NCBI's taxonomy places the organism in Eukaryota, Metazoa, Arthropoda, Thecostraca, Balanomorpha, Balanidae. Gene Ontology annotation, biological process: mitophagy by internal vacuole formation; mitochondrial protein catabolic process. The record is from RefSeq and is a predicted model, not a curated record. The annotation marks the transcript as partial.
GAACUGUGCUUACUUGAAGUCAAUUCAGACACUUGAAGUUCAUAUUCUUAAUUCUCAGCCAGUCGAAAUGACGUCAAAAGCUAUAUCCUACCUCUGGUUGCCAAACUUCAACAAAACAACCCGUUAGCGGUUUUAAUUCUCCAUUUUCACCGUUUCUAGUCGGUUGUUAAACAGCGCUCAGUGCCGGACUCUCGGCGGAGACAAAUCGCCACGAUAAUAGCGGUGACACCGCCAGUGUCACGAUCGCCGGGCGCAUUAUUCCCCACUUAACCCCGCCGCCCGGCCGCCCGGCGGUCACGCCUCUCGUCGGGAGGUCCGGCCGGCGAGCGAGCUCAGUUUCUCCGAGUGGUCGGGCCGACGGCGCCCCGACCGACGACGGCCCACUUCUGCUGCGCUCGUCAGUCGGCGGCGCCACGCUCCCCCGGUCGGCCGCUGUCUCGAGCGCUCCCGCACCGCCACCGCCACGCGCCGCGUCCCACGCUGCCGGCACCGGACAGACCGCGGCCCGGUGACUAGAAGUGGUGGAGAAACGAUAGGUGUCAGACUGACAGUGGGAACUUUGAGACUGGUGUGUGAACUGUGAGGGUUUCAGGACUUGAGGACACUCGGGGAUCGUUCGACCCCGUGCGCAGACAUGUUUAACCCACACAGUCUGAACGGAGACCGCCUGGAGCGGUACCACGACCUGCACCUGCGCGGCAAGUACCCUCUGGGGGCACGCGCCUCGCUCCCCAUGGACCUGUCGGCCAUGAAGACCUCCACGUGGACCUACAAGCCGGCGAUGCCGCUGCAGACGAUGAUUCCCCACCAUCAGCCGGCACCGGAGAAGCAGAUGAGGUUUCGCCCGGAGAAGGCUCACCGUCGUCCUGUGCAGCGUCUGCAGUGGAGGAAGAGCAAGUGGCAAGGUGACGCAGACGAGCCAAGCAGCUACUUGGACCUCAACCGCAUCAGCUCGAUGACGAUCGCUGACGUGAGUCCCAAGUUUGCGGUGAAGCGCAUCCUGCAGAUGUAUGAGAACCAGCAGUACCGUGAGGCGGCUAACUUUGUCAACCGCCUGAGCCACGGCACGUUCAAGGUGAUCCUGACCGACCUGCCCGUGGAUGUGUUCAUCGAGUCCAUGCCCGACAGCCUGCCGAUCCUGGAGGCGCUGUACGCCAAGGUGUUCCUCUCUGACGGGCUCAACUUCUCCGUCAAGACGCUUAAGCCAGACGCCGUCGUGAUGCAGAUGGUCAAGUUCUUCGCUCAGCAGGAGGACAGCUUGACGGGCAACAUCAAAUGGGAGCAGUGCGGUCCGUUCAUCGCCUCCUGCAAGAAACUGCUCAAGGUCAUCAUCCACACUGAUCCCAAGAUCAAGAAGAUGCUUGUGGGCAGACGUAAGGCACUGGACAAAGCGAUCGAGGGGAUGGGCCACCACGGCAUGGUGGGAACAUCUGACGGAUCGUUGAUGAACUUGCACGACGCGCUGAAACUCGAGUUCAAGAAGGUGGUGACCUCCUACAAGGCAGCUCUGGAGAAGCUGGAGGAGCUGAGUCUGUCCACAUCCUCCAAACAGACCAUCAGUCGCAGCAUCAGCCACGGGCCGGCCCCGAUCCAGGUGUCGCACCAACGGCAGCUCAGCAUUACUCAGCAGGAGAUCCAGGAGCGACUGAUCAAGAACAAGACGAUCCUGAACGUAGUGGAGCCGAUCUUGGGCAACCACAGCCUGGAUGUCUUCCUGGGCAUCCUGCAGAGACGCAUCGACCACGACAAGGACUGUCUCUUCCACUUCACGCAGCUGAAGAAGGAAGUGAAGGACAUGCAGGACGCCACGGUGGUCGUCCCGAUCCUGAUGCGCUACGGCAACGGCAUCGAUCAGGUGCUGAAGCUGAUGAGGGACGUCUCCGGAGACCAGGAGGAGAGCGACGGCAGCGACAUCUCCGGCUACCACUCCGACUCCGACUCCGCCAUCAUGACGUCAGGAAACUCACCCUACGUCAGCAAGUCGGCUAGAUACAACUUCCUCUACAGAUCAG